AUGACAAGGACAAUAAAGAAAUUGCUAGCCGGAGAGCUGAUCCGAAUAAAAGAGUACACAGAUAUGUGUGUGAAAUCGGUCCAAAGAGCAGAAUCAGAAGACCAUUAUCGACAAAUUGGCCAUUAUUUGAAAUACAUGGAAGAUGACCUGAUGCAGUUAUUUAGGGGGAAACAUCCCCUCGUAAUGCCACAGUUUGCAGAAACCCUCCAGCCAAAUCGCAACCAUCAACAGGCAAUAGACAGAUGCUACAACUCCUUCGUGAAUGACCUUGACCUAAAUUCGACGCCUUUUCUAGACCACCUUGUUGAAGAUGAUCUGGUGUCUGUCGCCAGCGUGGAGAGCAUCCAAACACGACCAACAUCCAGGGCACGCAAUGAGGCAUUGAUGUACAUUCUCAAAACGUGCACUUCGGGGACAAUUAAUAAUGUUAUAAUUCCAGCACUUCAAAAGACACACCCACAUCUUGCUCAGAAGUUAAAAGCUGAGAUGGCAAAGCCUGGUCAAACUGUUCCCAGCAAAUGUCUCGCCUGCCGAGUAAGACAGGACGUUCAGGUUAAACGUCUCGCCGACUCCCUGCUGAAACACAAAAUGAUCGGUUUCCCAUCACAUUCUGACUACAAGAAUCCGGCAAUGACAAACACUGUCAAAUGGAUUGCUCUACUAAAAGAAGUCAAUACGGCAGGAAUUAUUAAAUCCCUUCAAAAGAAAUAUCCAGAUUUACAUGCUGAGUGUCAAAUCAAGAAACUGAAUACUUUACAGUGUAUUUGUGUUAUGGAAGAUGAAGAAAAAGAAAUGGACGUGGCGAGAUUAUCGGAUUUGGAAUCAAUAUCAUCUGGAUAUGACGACAGCUUUGAACAUGAUAGCGAUUUAACAGACAUGUGUUCACCAAAAGGUAUGCUGUCACCAACAGAAGAUACGGACUAUGGAAAGCAUCCAGUUUGUUCAGAAUUGUUUCGUAAACCUGUACAGAAGGUAUUGUCUUCUGAAGAAAAAUGCAAACCAUCUUCGCAGCAUGGAAGUGUACCGGUGGUAUGGCCUUCUAAACUACCUGACAAACCGUUUUCGCAGCAUGGAAGUGUACCGGUGGUAUGGCCUUCUAAGCUACCUGACAAACCGUUUUCGCAGCAUGGAAGUGUACCGGUGGUAUGGCCUUCUAAACUACCUGACA
This is a messenger RNA of Gigantopelta aegis, 1168 nucleotides long. RefSeq lists its product as uncharacterized. The annotation marks the transcript as partial. Lineage: Eukaryota; Metazoa; Mollusca; Gastropoda; Neomphalida; Peltospiridae. The transcript has 8 exons. The record is from RefSeq and is a predicted model, not a curated record. Gene Ontology annotation, biological process: regulation of apoptotic process.